Cryptomeria japonica (Japanese cedar) is the source of this 1251-nucleotide messenger RNA. RefSeq lists its product as uncharacterized. The coding region runs from base 362 to 1159 and encodes 265 amino acids. The record is from RefSeq and is a predicted model, not a curated record. Lineage: Eukaryota; Viridiplantae; Streptophyta; Pinopsida; Cupressales; Cupressaceae. The transcript has 2 exons.
UUGAGAGAAGUUUGAAUACACUGUGUCACUAUCUUUUGAUUUUUGAUGGCACCCAUGUUGAUUGAUUUGAUGAUAUGAUUUCUAAUGUUUUCAAUUAGGUCAAGUUGGUGGGUAGAUUCUAUCAAAGUUUGUUUACUGCUCUGGUUUUUAUUAAGAGUGCAAGAAGCUCUGAAAUAGAAACUUGACAAUUCUAUCUGUUUACUUCUGUUUGCCUCACAUAAUGCAGUCAGUGCCAGUGAUUAUCUAAAAUGUAGGGAUUUGGAUCAUCAAAAUUCAAAAUAAUGUCUUGAGUGAUAUCCAUCUGAAAUGUAGGGAUUUGGGUCAUCAAAAGAAAUGACUUGACUCAUAUCUGUUCCAAAGAAUGGCUGGAGUGAGAGAAUAUAGUGAAGCAGAGUUGAAGCAACUUCUGAUGUCCGCAGCCAUUGAACUGGAUUCUAUAAGAGGCUCUGCACAAUCUCAGAUGCAGCUUCAAGAAGCCCAAAUAGCCCACCUGAAAGAGAUUCUGGAGAGAGUAAGGAGAGAAAGAGAUGAAAAAAGAGAGGAAUGUGUGAGGCUCACUAACAAGUUAGAGUACAUUCAAGCAGGAGCCAUUGACACUGGGUGUAAUAAUAAGUGUAUUAGUACUGCUCCUGGUUAUGAUCAUUCAGCAGGGUCUGCAUAUAAACAUAAUAGUAGUUUCCUAAGCAGCAGUAGCAGAAACAUACAUGAAAAUGUGAAACCCCUACCAGAGAGAGGAAAAUUGGUUGAAGCAGUUCUUCAGGCAGGCCCUCUCCUGCAGACACUCCUUGUGUCAGGUCCACUCCCACAAUGGAGACAUCCUCCACCAUCAAUUCAGUCUCUGCAACAAAUGGGUCCAAUAAUUCAAGAGGCCAAUUCUCCUGGCCUUUUAUGUGAUUGCUAUACAUGUAAGAAUGUGGGAAUUGAAUCACCAGUUUUUGCUUCUACAAAUAACUUUGUUCAUGGAGAUCAGAAUCUGUGUCUUAGCAAUAUGAACACUGUGAGUACAGGUUUCAGUUCUAAGAGCACUCAUAACAAUGAAGAAUGUAAUGAGUGUCAGACUGUCCCUACUGCAACUAAACCAGAAAUGGGGAUGUUCCAAGCAUCUAAUAGCAAAUUUGGUUUUGGUUGUCCUUCUGUUUUAGGGAACCAGUCUUUUUAACUAUAAUUGUAUUUUCAGAUUUCAUAUAUGCAAUGAUUGUUGCAUGCUGAAUAAUAAACAAAUAUGAUAUCUUUCAACAUAUUUCAUAGAUG